AUGUCUUCUCAGGACUCUCAACUGCCGCUCCAGAAGAAGAUAGUGACUGCCCUAGAUCUUGCAGACCUCGUUACUCGGGGAACUAGAGCGAACACUACUUUAUCCGACACUACAAUAUCCGACCUCACCUCUACUCUUGAGCAAGACACAGAGGAUCGUCAGGAACUCGAGGCGGCGGUUCACGACCGGGCCCUGGCUAGUCUUGCUUCCCAGGGAUUGGGGGGAAUAACAAAAGAGCAACUGGAGUCGCAGAAGGCUAUCGGGAUGUUGCUGUGCGGUGUUGAACGGCUUCUUAAGUUCAAAGACGAACGAGCCGAGCACUAUCUAGAUAGAUAUCUUCGGGGGUUAUCUUUCAUGAACGGGCUCAUAUUCUCGCAUUAG
Molecule: messenger RNA, 381 nt
Organism: Penicillium coprophilum
Lineage: Eukaryota; Fungi; Ascomycota; Eurotiomycetes; Eurotiales; Aspergillaceae
Exons: 1
Coding region: 1-381 (126 amino acids)
Source: RefSeq, a predicted model, not a curated record